AACUGAACCAGAAAAUGAUGACCAAAAAUCAGUCCUGAUCCAGGAAAAAAGAAGAGCAUUUUUGGCCACAUACAUCCUUUACUAUCACUGGAUAUUUACAACAUGCUUCAGUGGAGGAGAAGACACUGCUGCUUUGCAAAAAUGACGUGGAAUGCUAAAAGGUCUCUGUUCCGGACCCACCUUAUGGGUAUACUUUCUCUAGUGUUUCUUUUUGCUAUGUUUUUAUUUUUCAAUCAUCAUGACUGGCUACCAGGUAGACCUGGAUUCAAAGAAAAUCCUGUGACAUACACUUUCCGAGGAUUUCGUUCUACAAAAAGUGAGACAAAUCACAGCUCCCUUCGAAACAUUUGGAAAGAAACAGUUCCUCAGACUUUGAGGCCUCAGAUAGCAACUAACUCCAAUAACACAGACCUAUCGUCACAAGGAGUUACAGGACUGGAGAACACACUCAGUGCCAAUGGAAGUAUUUACAAUGAAAAAGGUACUGGACAUCCAAACUCUUACCAUUUCAAAUAUAUUAUAAAUGAGCCUGAAAAAUGCCAAGAGAAAAGUCCAUUUUUAAUACUAUUAAUAGCUGCAGAACCUGGACAAAUAGAAGCAAGAAGAGCUAUCCGGCAAACUUGGGGCAAUGAAACUCUAGCACCUGGCAUCCAAAUCACACGGAUUUUUUUGUUGGGCAUAAGUAUUAAGCUAAACGGCUAUCUUCAACAUGCAAUUCUAGAAGAAAGCAGACAAUAUCAUGAUAUAAUUCAACAGGAAUAUUUAGACACAUACUAUAAUCUGACCAUUAAAACACUAAUGGGUAUGAACUGGGUUGCAACAUACUGUCCACAUAUUCCAUAUGUUAUGAAAACAGACAGUGACAUGUUUGUCAAUACUGAAUAUUUAAUACACAAGUUACUAAAGCCAGACCUGCCUCCUAGGCACAACUAUUUUACUGGGUAUCUAAUGAGAGGAUAUGCACCUAACAGAAACAAAGACAGCAAGUGGUACAUGCCACCAGACCUUUACCCAAGUGAGCGCUACCCUGUCUUCUGCUCAGGAACUGGUUAUGUUUUUUCUGGGGAUCUGGCAGAAAAGAUAUUUAAGGUUUCUUUAGGUAUCCGUCGUUUGCACUUGGAAGAUGUGUAUGUAGGGAUCUGUCUUGCCAAGUUGAGAAUUGAUCCUGUGCCCCCUCCCAAUGAAUUUGUGUUCAAUCACUGGCGAGUUUCUUAUUCAAGCUGUAAAUACAGCCACCUAAUUACCUCUCAUCAGUUCCAGCCUAGUGAACUGAUAAAAUACUGGAACCAUUUACAACAAAAUAAGCACAAUGCCUGUGCCAACGCAGCAAAGGAAAAGGCAGGCAGGUAUCGGCACCGCAAAUUACACUAAAAGACUAUUUUUGUUCAAAUGUGCAAUCUGUAAAUAUUGUUUAAAGCAUGUAUAGUUAAAAUUUUGAUUAUAUACAUAGGACAAGUUUUAGUUCAAUUCAUCACAUAAAGGAAUUUGAAACUAUUUUUUUAAUUUCUGAAUAAGAUAAUUCAUAAAAUUACAAAUUAUGACAAAAGGUAUCCCAAAAGAGUCUAUUUAAAUAAUUGUGUAAGGGGAUUCUCUGUAUUAACAUGCAAUAAUAAGCAUGCAUACAUAAAUGGUUUGAGUCUUAACAUUAGGGACCAAUACAAUGUAUCCACAUACAUUUUCUACAUAAAUCUGAUUUAAGAAAUGAAGGCAGUCAAAAGACCCCAGAUUUACUCUUCUUUUCACCAUAUAAUUAAAUGUAAAUAAAACAGUACUAUUGAUUUUAAGAGAACUUUGUAAUUGUGGGAAGAACACAUUUUCUGACCUAACUCUAGAGUUCUAAAACUUUAUACUACAUGCAAUAAGAUUUAGUUAAAUUAUUCCAUAAACUUAUAACAUUCAGGUGUUUGAGCAAUGCAAUUCUCAUUCAAGAACUUACUUUUUAAAAUAAUUGAUAAUUAUUUUAAUUUCUUUUAUUAAUACUCAUCUACACUUGGGAAAUUAUUUUGACAUGAUGUGAUGUAAAAACUUAAUGUGUCUCAGGCUCAAGAUUUUAUAAAAGGAACUAUUAAAGGUAUCAAAAUAGAUCAAUUUUGUUUCUUCAUUGGUAUUAAGAACCAAGCCAAUAUUUCACUGAAUUUGCAUUUAGAAAAAGUAUUAUACUCUCAGAGAGUGUGACUAUUUAACCUCAACUAUACCUGACUUCAAAUAUGUCUGUAAAACAGAAUCAUGUUCCUCUAACUAAAGCAAAAUUAGUAACAUAAAAGCACAAUGAUGAUGUGUUGCUGAAACAAAGAAAAAAGAAAUACAGGUAGUAAUUUCAUUCAAUGUAUUUUUAAGAUACAUGUCUGCCAAAUAGCAACAUAUGGGAAAAGUUUAUUUCCUGAGAGCAGGUGUACAUAAGCCAAUACUUAAUCAUUUAUGGUACUUACUUUUUUCUUUCAAUGCCAAGUUUACAGGCCUACAGUUUUUAAUUUUGUAGAUGACAAAUAUUCUGCACCACCAAUUAAAAAACAUUUAGGGAGGGAUGGGGAGGAGAGCAAUAAAUGUUUGAUAACCGUUUGCUUUUUAAAUGGACAAUAUACUGAAUGUACUUUUACCAAAGUACUAUUAAUAAACAACAAACCCCUGAACUGAAUGCUAUACAAAUAUUCUCAUAUUCUAUUUGGCCCUAAUCAUGAAUUUUAACAUCAAUAAAUAUAAGCCCACUAACUUUAAAAGUGUUUUUAUUCUAGGUAAACUAAUCAAUUUUAAUUAAGUCAGAAUGUCUCCUUACCAGAAUUCUAAUAAUCAUUUUUAUCACUGAUUCUAUUAUGAAAGGAUAAACUGCCAGAAGCACAAAAGGCUUUAUGUCAGUAAUAAACUGAGUUCUACUUAUAUUAAAUCUAUCCCCCAUUUUUUAAAAUCAGAAGCCUAAGAAUCUAUUCCACAUCAAAUGAUUCUGAAUGAUCAGCUAUUAAACAUCCACCAGUUUUUGUCUAAUGAUUAUUUUCACUUAAGUUAUGUAAUUAUAUGACCAGGAUUGCUACAAAAAGAAAAAAGAAAAAUUACAUGCGCAAGAGGAUAACCCCAAACCACUUCAGUAAUGAAAGACAGGGACCCUGUCAGUGUCGACUAAUUCCCUCUGAUUUACAAAGAAAAGGAGGAGCAUGUAUGUUUGUGAGCAUUCAAGCACAGGUAUGUAAACAAAACAGAACCCUCAAGUGAUAUUUUUAAACUAUAAUAGUAUAUAAUAGAUUGUUGGGUUUAAAAACCAACUUAUGAAGAACAGAAUUCUUAAAAAUACUUCAGUGAAAUUUAUUCUGAGGCAUAAAUUUGAAAUUUUUUCUAUUAUUACUCAUGAAAAAUACUGAUAAUCUGAUGAGGUUCUGAGUCCCAGAGGGGACUAAGCCAUCAAGUUCUUAAUGUCUGUGUGUUUGUCUUUAGGGUAGCAACUACGUACAUAGCCUCAGCACCUGGAAAAUGAUGUUAAGAGGAAUUAGAGUUUCAAGGCAAAUUUAGGUUAAACCACAAACUCCUAACUAAGAAAACAACCAAACCUUACUUUACAAUAAAAAUUCUACUAUUAAUUUAUUUCACAUUUCAUUUUCAACAAUAUAAAUGUUAACUUUAUAAGCUAUUUAAAUGUCUCACCAGUAGUUAGCUGUAUCUUCUUUACCUCAGUACUAUAUAAGAAAGAAA
This is a messenger RNA of Acomys russatus (golden spiny mouse), 3678 nucleotides long. It is a transcript of the gene B3galt2, whose product is annotated as beta-1,3-galactosyltransferase 2. Gene Ontology annotation, molecular function: N-acetyl-beta-D-glucosaminide beta-(1,3)-galactosyltransferase activity. Lineage: Eukaryota; Metazoa; Chordata; Mammalia; Rodentia; Muridae. The record is from RefSeq and is a predicted model, not a curated record. Gene Ontology annotation, cellular component: membrane. The transcript has a single exon. The coding region runs from base 103 to 1371 and encodes 422 amino acids.